GAGUCGAUUAAAAUUUCGAAAGAAUCUAUGGAAAGGCAGAAAAUUUUACGCGGUUCCCUCGAAGAUUGUGAAUUUCCGAAAUCCACAGAAUUCAAGAUGCCUAAUAAUUAUAAACAAAGUCGGGCCAUUAUUAAGGAGAUUGGAGAGUCGAUUAACAUUUCGAAAGACUCUAAGGAAAGUCAGAAAGUUCUACGCGGUUCCCUCGAAGAGUGUGAAUUUCCGAAUUCCACAGAAUUCAAGGAACUUCGUAAAGAUCUAGACUACUAUCAGUAUCUCCAACGUCAAUUGGUUGUACACGUCGUUGCAGCGUCUAAAAACAAAGAAACAAAUAGUACAGCGCAACAUUUCAUGAAAAGGUUCAUCCAAAUGAACCAGGACUACAACAACAUCAUUGGUUUUCUUGUAGACAAAAACAAGUAGAUUUUUAAGGGGUUUGUUAUUUUUAAUUGACUGAAGUUUUAACGCUGUUAAGAAUUUGACAAACGCACUUUUCCGCAGUGGAUUGUAUGUUAUUUAAAAUUAUAAGAUUUUUAUGGAUUUUUAUCUCUAAUGGUUUGUUAUUUC
Daucus carota subsp. sativus is the source of this 564-nucleotide messenger RNA. RefSeq lists its product as uncharacterized. The record is from RefSeq and is a predicted model, not a curated record. NCBI's taxonomy places the organism in Eukaryota, Viridiplantae, Streptophyta, Magnoliopsida, Apiales, Apiaceae. The coding region runs from base 28 to 420 and encodes 130 amino acids. The transcript has 3 exons.